Molecule: messenger RNA, 1219 nt
Organism: Daldinia caldariorum
Lineage: Eukaryota; Fungi; Ascomycota; Sordariomycetes; Xylariales; Hypoxylaceae
Exons: 1
Coding region: 104-1219 (371 amino acids)
Source: RefSeq, a predicted model, not a curated record
AACCCCUUUGCAAUCGUAUCAAACAUCUUGUAUUCCAAUUACAUAGGUGCCUACCUACUUACUUUGCAUCCAACUCUACGCAUCCCCCGGAUCAAAUUUUGCCAUGAAAUCGAAAUACGUUCCGGGGCUCUGGGUGCUACUCACCAAAGGCUUCAAUGGAGGGCUUACGUGGAAGACUCUGCCUAUAGAGGUAUACGACGAAGCCAAGAAAGUUUCCUCGAUGCAAUGUCACUUCUUAUUACGACAUCCUCAUUCUUUCCACCUCGCCAAAUUUUUCCUUAAAGGCCUAAAGUCAAAGAAUCCAACGCUAAUUUGCCUCGCACUUUCACAUGUAUAUGAGUUUGCAGCAGAGAAGGUCGAGUUCUGCGCUUCUAUGGAGCCGGUGGAGUUCUUUGCGCAUGUUAAGAAUUCCUAUGCUUGGUCAUCCCAUCUCACCGACAACGCAUUCUGGGCUUUCACAUAUAAAGCCUUUCACGCUCGGCAAAUAUUCCUUAACACAGCUCUCAAAAAGGGCGAAGGGGACCCGACUAAAAAGCCCUUUGCCCUGUCCUUAGAUCGUUUCCGAGAGGCGUUCCUAGACGCGUAUCCACUUGAUCCAACUCUCAUCCACGGAAAGGACGACAAGAUAUGCCAAGAGAAUAUCGAGCUGGUUGAAGAUAUACUUUCUACCAACAAGGCCCUCCACGCCAAGUACUUCCCUCCUCAUCUUACCCACUUUGAAGGGCAAGGCGAUGGUACGGACAAGUUGCUCCCAGUCAAAAAGUCCGAAGAUUGCGAUGAACCCUCGGAACCUAUCACUUGCAAAUACGAUGGGGUAUAUAUGUCGAAAAUCCCGGAUGAAGAGCUUUUCUUCUAUGAUACGGAAUGCAAGGCCAAGCAUCACGAUGCUUUCAUCGAUGCUGUGAAUAAGGGCGCCGCGGGAAUUAAGAACAAGGAACUGGCCAAGGGUGCGGGGUCCGUGAGAAAGUACGACGCCUUCAAGCGCCACGGAGAGCAAGGCAAUGCCGACGACGCCGAUGAGUCUGGCCCUUCGAAUGAAGGCAUGGCAGCCCCUGACAACGGCGUCGAGGCCAGCGCCGACAACGACAUGCCGGAUAUCAAGAAGUUGAAGAUUGAGGAUGACGAGGUGGCUGAGAAUAUGCCGGAGGAUGGAGGAAUUCCUAAUAUUGAGAACCUUCGGCUGGUGGAUGAAGGAGAGGAAGAAGCAUCUUCCCCUUAA